GAAUAAAGUAAUAUUUUUGGGUGUGUAGUUGUUUUUACUCGUUUUAUCUCUCCUUUUCUCCCUGCUUCUCAGUUUCUCAAACUUGUUUGCAAUUGCAUUCCAUUCCAUGCGCACCAACCCUGCUUGCAGCUUCCCAUCUCUUUCAUCUUCCGUCGGGUCACUUCUUUUUUUCUCUGAUCGAGCUACGACGAAGAGUUUGCCUUUAGGAGCAUAGUUUUUGAGAGAAGACAACAUUGAGAGAUAUGCAGAAUGAUAACAAAAAGAUGGUGCCAACCUCUGUUGGAAGCUCUUCCUUCUUAAAGGAUAAGGAUCCUGGCACCGGCACUGAUUCUAACAAAGCUUCUGGCACCAAGCGACCCUCAUCAGACUCCCCGGUAAACCACCAUCUCCAACAAUCUCCAGGAAAUAAUGCUGCAAAUGGACAUCUUGUGUACGUCCGUAGAAAAUCGGAAGGAGAAAUGAGCAAAAGUACUGGUUUUGAAAAUACAAGUAUUAAUAGUUGUUGCCCACAUUCAAGGCAACUUUAUUGCGACGAGGAGAUUCCUACACCCAAACCUCAGUUAAAGGAGCCAAAGGUUUCUUGUUUCCCAGCAUUUGCACCUUUUCCUAUGGCAUCUUCGCUAACCUCAUCAGGAAAGCCUUCGAUUCCUAUUUCGCUUGGGAAAUCUGCCGUGAUGUUAGCACCAGUUGAGUCUAAUUAUAUGGCGGCAGCUUCUUCUGGACCUAAAAAUGUGAACUGGGAGGAGCGGUAUCAACAAUUGCAGAUGCUUUUAAGGAAAGUGGACCAAUCAGACCAAGCAGAAUAUGUCCAGAUGCUUCAAUCGCUGUCUUCGGUUGAACUUAGCAGACAUGCCGUUGAGUUAGAGAAAAGAUCGAUUCAGCUUUCGCUAGAGGAAGCGAAAGAAUUACAACGUGUUGCCGUUUUAAAUGUGUUGGGAAAAUCAGUGAAGAAUUUCAAAGCACCGGCGGAUCAUGACUAGUGUUCGGACAAGUUGAAGUCAUCGGCAUGAACUAUCCGCCCUUUCUGCUGCCAUGAAUUUCCUCAGGCAAUGGAAACUUUCAGAUUGUUUACUGUGUGUAACCCUCUUUAUGUUGAUUGUUUAUAAUCUCCUUGCAUCUCUUUGGUAUUGUUAUGAAAAAAAAGGGGGAUUGAUGGCCUCUUGUGCUGUUUGUACAGUUUUGCUAACAACAAAAAUCUUAACAUUUAUGACAGUUGGUAAUAAUCAAUAGCUAAUGAUAGACAGUUUUGUAAAAUUAAUACGAUUAUUGAUUUAUUUA
Cicer arietinum (chickpea) is the source of this 1278-nucleotide messenger RNA. RefSeq lists its product as uncharacterized. The record is from RefSeq and is a predicted model, not a curated record. Gene Ontology annotation, biological process: regulation of DNA-templated transcription. Gene Ontology annotation, cellular component: DRM complex. Lineage: Eukaryota; Viridiplantae; Streptophyta; Magnoliopsida; Fabales; Fabaceae.